AUGGUUAGGCGUAUUGACAAUGGAAAGACAAGUAGUAAAGAGGCAGGUAAGAACGAAGAAAGUUAUAGAAAAGAGUUACAAAAAGAAGUAGAGGCAUUAACUCAGGAGUUUUCCGAACUCUUUCGUGAUGAGCUAGGAACGAUAUCUGACUCUAAUGAAGUCAUCCAUCUAAAAAGUGGAACAAAACCUGUAUCUUACGGGGCACGACGAGUUCCAUUCCCCUUAAGGGAGGCAGUGGAGCGAGAAUUACAGAGAUUAGUACAGGAAGGAGUUUUGGAACCAGUGGACCCUUCCGAAACACCGAUAGAAUGGAGUACCCCAACUGUCAACGUAGACAAGGGUGGAGGUAGAGUAAGAAUCUGUGGCGAUUUUCGUACAACCUUGAAUCCAAACAUCGUGCCGGAAAGACACCUCUUGCCAACCUUUGAUGACUUGACUUCCAAAUUAACUGAUGGAAAGAUAUUUUCAGUCAUAGAUCUUCGAGACGCGUACUUGCAAAUGAAAGUACACCCCGAGUCACAAAAGUAUCUGACAAUAGCAACUCAUGUAGGUUACUUUCGCUACAAAAGGUUGCCCUUUGGACUUUCCUCGAGUCCGGCAAAAUUUCAAAGGUAUAUGGAAAGUUUACUAAAAGGACUUAAUGUCGGAGUUCUACUUGAUGACAUAAUCAUUUCUAGUAAGGAUAAGACUACCCAUAUAACCACUCUUAGAGAAGUUUUGAGGCGGCUAGAAUCAAGUGGAAUAAGAGCAAAACUAUCAAAAUGUAAGUUCUUUCAGAAAUCUGUAAAGUAUUUAGGUCAUACAAUAGAUGGGAAUGGUAUUCAUCCCUCCGAAGACAAAGUUGAAACCAUAAGACACGCACCAAGGCCAAGAAACGUGAAAGAAUUACGAGCUUUUCUAGGAGCACUAAAUUUUUACGAAAGGUACAUACCUAAUCUUCAUGCGAUCGCUUUGAACUUGCAUAAGCUGACUGGUACGAAGACUAAGUGGAAAUGGACUGACACCGAACAGACGACGUUCGACAAGUUGAAGAAUAUCCUGUCAUUAGAGAAGACAUUAGUUCCAUACGACAUAUCAAAGCCGAUCAUUAUUGAAUGUGAUGCUUGUGAGCAAGGGGUUGGUGCAGUGCUGUUACAUUUGAUGCCGGAUGGAACGGAAAGGCCAGUCAUGUACGCCUCGAGGACACUAACGGAAGCCGAAAAAAGGUAUGCUACAGUUGACAAGGAAGCGAUGGCGUUAGUUUUUGCAGUGAAGAAGUUUAGACAAUACCUCAGUGGGAGACAUUUCAAGGUGAGGACGGACCACAAGCCACUUGAAAGAAUAUUCGGAAUGCAUCGAGAUCUUACCAAAGUAGUAAACAACCGCUUGGUUCGUUGGGCUUUGUAUUUAAUGGAGUAUGAUUUUGAGAUCCAGUACAUCAAAGGACAGGAUAAUUGUUUGGCUGAUUUUUUGUCUAGAUUUUCACUCAAGACACAAGAAGUAUUGGAUCCAGAUGAGAGAGAGAUUCGAGCAUUGGUUCAGGAGAAAAUCGACGUCGUUUAUCCAAAUCAUGAACUUGUACUGGAGUAUAAGAAAGACCCAAAUAUGAAGAAACUUAUAGACUACCUGGAACAUGGUUGGCCAAAAGAUACAGGAAACUUACCACCAUCCAUGAAACCAUAUUGGAAUAAGAGAGAAGAGCUGACAUUAGAAAACGGUAUAAUCAUGCGAUUAGGAAGAAUAGUGGUGCCACAGAUAUUGAGAGAAAAUGUAUUAAAAGAACUCCACAAAGGACAUCCUGGAAUAGAGGCCAUGAGAUCCCUAUCAAGGUAUUAUGUAUGGUGGCCUAAUCUGAAUAAGGAUGUCGAGGUUUAUGUCCGUAGAUGCCACCCUUGCCAGAGUAACCGAUCAUUUGACACAGAAGUACCUCUAUAUCCUUGGAAUGUGCCAAGCGAUCCUUGGGAGCGAAUUCAUCUCGACUUCGCAGGACCAUUCGACAACCGAUUCUGGUUAGUAGGAAUCGAUGCUUACUCAAAAUGGGUUGAGAUCGAAGUUAUGGACCGUACGACAACUGCUGCUCUUGUAAAUAGAUUAAGGACUUGGUUUUCGAGGUACGGCGUUCCUAAAAAAAUUGUAUCCGAUAAUGGCACCCCCUUCACGUCCCAUGAGUUUAAGACUUUUUGUAAGAACAAUAACAUAUGUCAUGUCACAUCGGCACCGUAUCAUCCAAAAACCAAUGGUUUAGUAGAGAGGAUUAUCAGAACCUUCAAGAGUAGAUACAGUGCUUGCAAACAAGAAGGUCUCAGUUCAUCACUUGCACUUUUACAAGUGUUGCUUGCUUAUCGAAACACCCCACAAAAGACCACAGGCCAACCACCAUCAGUCCUUUUCUAUGGCAGAAGAAUACCAACAGCUUUGGAUAGGUGGAGGUGUAAUAGCAGAGAGAGAAUAGAGAAUCAAGUGUGGCGACAGAAGUACUACCACGACUUAAAAUCUAAACAAAAGGAGUUUUCUGCCAAACAAGAAGUGUGGGUUCAAAAUGAAACGAAGAAGGGCUGGAGACCAGGAACUGUACAAGAAAGGACGGGAGAGCUAUCAUACAACGUUUUAGUUGGGGGAGAAAUAAAGAGAAAACACGCUGACCAGCUGAGAGCAAGAGAAGGUGCAACUGAUCCACCUCAAUGGAAAAUGCAAACGGAACCUGAAGAUGAACACAGUUUCGGAAACUCAGCCUAA
Macrosteles quadrilineatus (aster leafhopper) is the source of this 2715-nucleotide messenger RNA. RefSeq lists its product as uncharacterized. The coding region runs from base 1 to 2715 and encodes 904 amino acids. The record is from RefSeq and is a predicted model, not a curated record. Gene Ontology annotation, biological process: DNA integration. The transcript has a single exon. Gene Ontology annotation, molecular function: nucleic acid binding. Lineage: Eukaryota; Metazoa; Arthropoda; Insecta; Hemiptera; Cicadellidae.